This is a messenger RNA of Drosophila elegans, 1634 nucleotides long. RefSeq names its product sex-lethal homolog. Gene Ontology annotation, molecular function: RNA binding. Gene Ontology annotation, cellular component: ribonucleoprotein complex. The record is from RefSeq and is a predicted model, not a curated record. Bases 183 to 1634 code for a protein of 483 amino acids. NCBI's taxonomy places the organism in Eukaryota, Metazoa, Arthropoda, Insecta, Diptera, Drosophilidae. The transcript is spliced from 7 exons.
AUCUAUGUUUCGCCACCUCUAUUCUCCACCUCUACCGCAUUAGCGUUUCGUGAGAAAAAGUGCACAAAAACCGCUGUUUUCCCGUGCAGUUAGUCAAGCUGAUUGGUGAAAACUUGUGGCGCGAACUGCGACGCAAAAAACCAGGCAUCCAGAGGAGCAACUGAAGCUUGAAAUCGAAGGAAAUGUCCAACUCGGAAAAGAUGCAGGGCCAGGAGCACGACGAGGAGCAGUCCUCCGACUUAGAGGAGUCUGCCGAUAAUGUGGCCCAUGAUGAGGGCACGGACGAGGACGAGGACGACAACGGCAACAUGCAGCAGGAGGAUGAAGAUGGAGAUGGGGAUGAGGAUGGUGAUGGCGAUGGCGAUGGUGAUGGUGAUGGCGAUGGGGACAACGAUGGCGACGGCCAGGAGCAGUCCGGCGACGAGGAGCAGAACAACGGCCAGGGCAACGAGGGCAACAACUGCUCCGGGCAGCAGCAGCAGCUCCAGCAGCAAAUCGACCGCACCAGCGCCACCAACCUGAUCAUCAACUACUUGCCGCAGGACAUGACCGACCGCGAGCUGUACAACCUCUUCAGCGGCUGCGGUCCUAUCAACACAUGCAAGAUAAUGCGCGACUUCAAGACCGGAUAUAGCUUCGGCUACGGCUUCGUCGACUACAAAACGGAGUCGGACUCGGAGGACGCCAUCCAGAAGUUGAACGGCUUCUAUGUGCGCAACAAGCGUUUAAAGGUCUCCUAUGCCCGACCUGGUGGGCAGUCCAUCAAGGAUACCAACCUGUACGUGAUCAACCUGUCGCGGAACAUCAACGACGACAUGCUUGACCGCAUCUUCUCGCCCUUCGGCCUGAUUGUACAGCGCAACAUCCUGCGGGACAAGCUCACCGGACGUCCGCGCGGCGUCGCUUUUGUACGCUACAACAAGCGCGAGGAAGCUCAGGAGGCGAUCAAGGCCCUUAACAACACGGUGCCGGAGGGCGGAUCCCAGCCAAUCUGGGUGCGCCUCGCCGAGGAGCACGGCAAGGCCAAGGCGGCCCAAUUUAUGUCCCAGAUCGGAGGUGGCAACGGUGGUGGUGGUGGAGGCGGUGGUCCGCCGCAUAUGGGUCCCAAUGGGCCGAUGCAGCCCCCGCAUCACCACAAUAACCACCAUCACAACAACCACCAUAAUCCGCAUAUGCCGCCGCAUCACCAUCAGCCUCAACAUCCCCACCAGCAUCCGCAUCACCAUCCGCCGCUGCACCAUAUGCAGCACCACCAUCCCAACAAUCACCACAAUAACCAUCAUAACAACAACAACAACAACAACCACCACAACAUGGGUGGUCCGCAUCCGCACCACAUGCAGCAGAUGCAUCCGAUGGGCAUGAACAUGGGCAUGGGCGUGAACAUGGGAAUGGGCAUGGGCAUGGGCAUGCCCAUCCACGGAGGCGGCGGUGGCGGCGGCGGCGGUGGAGGCGGUGGUGGUGGCUUCCACCACAUGGCGCACAGAGGUGAAGUGUUCAUGCUGCCAUUGCCGAUUUGCAGCCGAUUCCCCAGCCAGCCGCAACCUAUAGGCAAUGGCACUUGCCACAGCUCCAGCAAGAACAAGAAGCAGAACAACUGCAGCAGCAGAUUCAGUACGAACCACCGCUCGUAA